Molecule: messenger RNA, 1625 nt
Organism: Lingula anatina
Lineage: Eukaryota; Metazoa; Brachiopoda; Lingulata; Lingulida; Lingulidae
Biological process (GO): protein polyubiquitination; positive regulation of canonical Wnt signaling pathway
Cellular component (GO): nucleus; cytoplasm
Molecular function (GO): RNA binding; ubiquitin-ubiquitin ligase activity
Source: RefSeq, a predicted model, not a curated record
UCUAGCGGCUAUUAAGGACGUGGACCCUUGCAGGGAAAUGGUAAUGUCUGAACUUCCUAAAACUGAGGAGGUAUUAGCGGAACACCUGUAUGCCAAAGUACGCCUCCUGUGCCCAGCGUAUGCAGAGAAGGUGACGGGAAUGUUGGUCGAGAGUGGUAGGGAGGGAUUGUUGCUGAUGUUGAAUGAUGAUGCUGUUCUCCAAGAUAGGAUUGUAACUGCUCUAAAUACCAUUGAAGAUUACAGGUCGGAUUCCUCAUGCCAUGGUGAACAAGAACCAUGUCCCAAGGAGAGUGAUCAAGACAGAGAUGCGGUUGGGGAAGUUUUGUUUGAGAAAGUUGCAGAAAUUGAGCCAGAGCUUAGUGCACAAAUCACAGGUAUGCUGCUAGAACUGGAUGUCCACACACUUGAAAAACUUAUAGAAUCCAGCCAAGAGCUGACCAUAGCAGUAGACAAAGCAAAAUCUGAAUAUCUCAGGCAUUGCAAUGGUGAGAUGAAUUCUGCAACUAAAACUAGAGAAGAGCUUGGAGAAGAACUUUUCGAACUAGUGGUGUCCAGGCAUCCGGAGAAGGCUGCCAAAUUGACAGGGAUGCUUUUAGAAAUGCCAUUGGAAGAGCUGCAGAGGGUAUUGGAAGAGUCCAGUAAGCUGGAUAAAGCAGUUGAUUUGGCCGUGAAAGCUUUACAGGAAGAGGGAGAACCAUGACACUUUAACAGAAGGCAGUAUUCACAAAGUGGUGCUUUUUUUUCUUGUUAAACGAAGGCAGGCUAAACAGCUGAAGAAUUAAGCUGAAUUCCAGAGCUAUUUGUAGUCAUUACCAGAUAGUUUACAGUUAGUACUAGAACAGGCCUGGUUUGGUUAUAGUAGAGAUCACAAACUCUUCUGUCAAAAACUUAGAACAAACCUUAUUUUUUUCAUAAAAUGGGGGAGGGAAGCAGCUCCAAGUACUCUCAACUAGUGUCACACUCUGACACUGAUGAAGAUAGCCGACAGAUUGUCAAAAUAUUUCAUGUGAGCUAUUAUUUCUUUAGGUUUGUGACAAAAGAGCUUUUGAUCUUUAGUACCAUAGCAGCUGGCUACGAGGCAUAUCAUGACAUGAUAAUAAAGUCUGAUCAAAAUGAAAAUUUGGGGCCACAACACUAAUUCUGAGUAGACAGAGACUGGUAGUGAAAAUUUCAGUAUUUUAAGAUUCAAAUGUUGAGAAGUUUGAUCAUACUGUAACAAGGAAUUUGUUUUUGCCUUAUAUCCAAGAUUAUUUCCCUGGCAUAUAUCUACUGGUGCAGAUAACAUAUAUUUUAUUUCAUUUAAUGUGCCAUUUCACAGCAUACAAAGACAGAAGUGUCUAACAACUGGUGUUGAAUUGAUAUACUAUAUUCACUUUUUAUAUUCCUUUAUGUGCAUGUAGUGUUUACUGGUGCUAAAUUUUAAAUAGUUUUAUUUUAUCAGAUAUAUUUUUUUCCUUCAAAACAGGAGAAUUUCUUUAUGAUACAAAGGCAUGAAUUUAAGUUGAAUAAGUACUGUGAUUGAUGUCCAUAAUUACAGUUUUUAAUAGGAUAAUAUCACUUUACUACAUUCUUGUAACCCGACAGAUAUGUAUUAUGGAGGUUGUAGAAACCACCCAGAAAAAAAA